Messenger RNA from Geodia barretti, 962 nucleotides. Lineage: Eukaryota; Metazoa; Porifera; Demospongiae; Tetractinellida; Geodiidae. The record is from the annotation of a GenBank genome assembly.
CGGUUCUGGCCCUUCUAAUUAUUGUAUAUAAAGCGCGCGGGUUGUGUGGCGCUCCGUAUAAAAUUCGCGCGUGCAGCUGCGGAAUCUGGCAGGUCAAGACGCGGCAGCGUGUUCUGUGUGAAGUCAGCGCACGAUGGACCCGGGUGGUGGUCCUAUCGACGGACAUACCUUCGGCCAGCGACAGCCGCCACUCUACGUUACCAUCCAGAAGAUUCUGGACAAGUAUCCGGACGGCCAAAUAUUCAAGGAAAUAAUUCAGAAUGCUGACGAUGCUGGAGCAAGCACUGUGCACUUCUACCUGGACAGCCGUCAGCAUGGAUCACAGUCACUGAUCUACUCCAGUCUUGGCCAGUUUCAGGGACCGUCUCUACUCUCCUACAAUGACGCCAUGUUCCAGGAAAAAGACUGGCAGAGUAUUCAGGACAUGCAGCAGAGUGUAAAAGCGGAAGACCCUUUCAAAGUUGGAAAGUUCGGGAUCGGUUUCAACUCAGUCUAUCACAUAACAGGUGUUGUUGUAACUUAGGUUUGCAAACAUCGAUAGAGAAUGGCAAAAGCACACAGGAUGCAUACGUAAAGCUACUUUUAUAGUGAUAUAGGAAAUAGAAAAUGGAAGUGACGUCACAAAAUCAUUAAUGACCAGUCAAUCUAUAACAUUCCUCCCCCCUAAAGAGGGUACUUCUAAUAUACACAAACAAAACAACAUGCAUGCACUACAAUACACACAUACAUGAGUACUCACACAGUCACAUAAUAAUUAGUUCUUUCCAGGUUCGAACCAAUCUCGAGUCUUGCGUUGACAAAGAGGAUAUCGACGGGUAUUCAUAUCGAUCGGAGGCGUUCGACUUCGACUGUUCGUUGGUGCUGACUCUGAGGACACAGGCUGUUCUGGUCCUUGUUCUGGAUGAGAGGUAUCCUCAGUGGAGCCAGUAGUGGGAGUAAUUGGAGUAGUAGUUAUACGCGGA